CUGAACCUGAAGGCACCACAACACAUCCACACUGUCUGACCUCGGCAAACUCAGCCGCUGCCUGCCCGACGGUAUGGUCGUAUUUUCUGGCGUGUUUGACUUUCACCUCAGUCAAGCGGUGCCGCGGUGGAAACCAGGCCCGACAUGACUGUUUCGGGGCGAGAGAAGAAAGGCCACCAGCAGGGGCGGCUGCUUCUCCAGUUGGAAGUGGCGUGGGCUGCAGCUUGCUACGUCGCGCUGCUCGUUCUGUGCUCGCUGUGCUACAGCAACUCUCUCUACGGGGAGUUAGUGCACGAUGAUGUGUGGGCUAUCGUAAACAAUCCGGAUGUCCGACCGGGCUCCAGUUUGCGGAACAUCUUCAGGAACGAUUUCUGGGGGAAAAGGAUGGCGGACAACACUAGCCACAAGUCCUACCGACCUUUAUGCAUCCUUACCUUCAAGUUGAACAUCCUCCUGGGUGGCAUGACGCCUCUGUAUUUCCAUAUCAUAAAUGUGUGCUUGCACUGUGCCGUUACCUGCCUGCUCAUGUACACAUGUGAACGUUGCGUGUUUGAGAACCCAUGCCUGGCUUUCAUCACAGCACUCCUCUUUGCUGUGCACCCUGUUCACACGGAGGCGGUGUCUGGCAUUGUGGGCAGAGCUGAUGUCUUGGCUUGUCUGCUGUUCCUGCUGACGUUCCACCUCUAUAUUAGGAGUAUUGAUGAAUGGGUCUCCGAAGACUCGUUCCCUUCCACUGUGUCUCCAGGGUCUCUGCUCAUCAGCUUGUUUCUGGGUACCUGUGCAAUGCUGGUCAAGGAAACAGGAAUCACUGUGUUUGGAGUGUGUCUGCUCUAUGAUGCUCUGGUGCUGUGCCGCAAGCCUCUCACACAUCACCUUUUGAGUUCUAGACCCAAGGACUUCCCCCACUUCUGCACUCCCUUCAUUAAACGGGCUUGCCUUAUCUCUGGCUAUGUGGUGAUGAUAAUGUCAGUUCGGCUGUGGCUCAUGGGAGGAUCCAUGCCUCUUUUUUCAGAACAGGACAACCCUGCCUCCUUUUCACCUCAUCUGCUUACCAGGUUUCUUACCUACUCAUACCUGCUGUCCUUUAAUGCCUGGCUGCUGCUGGCUCCCGUUGUGCUGUGCUAUGACUGGCAGGUGGGCAGCAUUCCCCUUGUGGAAUCUCUGGGUGAUGUGCGCAACGCGGCCACCAUACUGCUGGCUGCAGUGAUGAUUGCUCUCUGCUUGCACUGCCUCUUCUCACUAAAGAGGCAGGAGAAAAAGGAGGUGUUGGUAGGAAUUUUUUUUCUUGUAUUUCCCUUCAUUCCUGCCAGUAAUCUUUUCUUCAGAGUGGGAUUUGUUGUGGCUGAGAGAGUUCUCUACAUGCCCAGUAUGGGGUAUUGUAUUCUUGUGGCUGCUGGUCUAGGCCGACUCUUUUCAGUUGCAGGCCGCUGGGGCACCACACUCCUCAGUGUCUUCAUGUUGCUGCUGAUCCUGCUCUUCUCCUGGAAAACCGUCCAACAGAACACCGUCUGGCUCUCCAGGGAAGCCCUCUUUCGCUCUGGUUUGAAGACUCUGCCUCACAAUGCCAAAGUCCACUACAACUAUGCCAACUUUCUGAAAGACAGCGCUCGACAUGAAGAAGCUAUUUACCACUACAACAAAGCCCUCAGGUUAUGCCCCCGUCACGCCAGUGCCAUGAACAAUCUGGGAACUCUGACCCGCAGCCCAGAUGAGGCAGAGCGUUACUACAGGAAAGCCCUGCAGACCAACCCUCAUCAUAACCGGGCUCUUUUUAACCUGGGAAAUCUUCUCAAGUCCCAAGGAAAGGAGAAAGAAGCUGAGACACUGUUGAAAGAAUCCAUCCACUAUGGUCCACAUUUUGCUGAUGCUUACUCCAGUUUGGCAUCUCUAUAUGCUGAGCAGAAACGAUUUGCUGAGGCAAACGAAGUGUAUUUGAAUGGCAUAGAAAACUGUCCAGACAACUCCGACCUACAUAACAACUAUGGUGUUUUCUUGGUAGACACAGGAGAAGGGCAUCUAGCCACUGCUCACUAUCAGGAAGCAAUACGACUUAAGCCAGCACAUUAUGUUGCUAUGGUGAACCUGGGCCGUCUUCUUCGGUCAUCCAAUGAGAACAAGGAAGCUGAGAUGUGGUACAAGAGAGCUCUGAUGGUCACCAGGAAAGUUGACAUCCUGACUCCUCUUGGAGCGCUGUACUACAACACAGGCCGCUAUGAGGAGGCACUCCAUGUGUACAAAGAGGCUGCUACCUUGCAGUCAGACAGUACUGAUAUCUGGCUGGCUUUGGCUCAGGUCCUGGCCAUGGCUGGGCGGAGCUCAGAGGCAGAGAAGAUGACCUUGGACAUCAUCUCCAGAGAGCCCACCUGUAUCGAAUGUUACCGCCUGCUCUCUGCCAUCUACAGCAAGCGUGGCAACUACACAGAGGCUCUAUUGGCUCUGGACCUGGCCCUGCAGCAGAAUCCCAGUGAUCUGACAGUGAGGGCAGAAUUGCAUUUCUCUAAAGGAAACCAGCUGAGAGAGAUGAACCAGCUGGAUGAAGCCUUUGAGAAUUACAAGUUGGCUGUCGAUCUGAAGCCUGACCAGUCUCAGGCCUGGAUGAACAUGGGAGGGAUUCAGCACAUCAAGGGAGACUAUGCAACUGCCAGGAUGUACUAUGAGCGGGCCCUGCAUCUGAAUCCUGGCUCCAAACUUCUCAAGGAAAAUCUGGCAAAGCUGGACCGGCUGGAGAAGAGACUGACAGGUGGAGCAUAAUGUGGCAGACGUGAAAAUUGUCCUGAAUAGAGGUCAGCAGCUUGCUCUGGGAGAGGACAUUUGCCAGGUCAUUUCAUCAGUCCAACCUGUUCACAGACAGAGCAGGAGAGAAGGCUUGCUGGUACAUCUGUGUGCAGCAGAGUGAAAUGGAGAAUAACACAGAAGACCACUAGAAGUUCUGUGACUUCACAAGCUUUGUUUAUUGUGAUUUAAUUUAUUAGUGUCGCCUACUUAGAUGCAGAGUUAUUUUCUAAAUAAGUAUAUUCACCAAUUGUAAUUCAGUCCUCUGCUUUCAGGCAUCAUUCCCAUAUUUAUUAGUUCAAGAAAGUGAAAAGAAUCAGAAAAGGUUCUGACCUGUAGGGAACGUGCCUGAGAGCUUCUCAGAAAUCAAAAGGACAUUCUGAAACAAAGGUUUGUGUGCAAGAGAAUGGUGUUGAUGUCAGUGAUGGACACACGGUGGUCGGAGAUCGUCCCUCAAUUGUUGGGUUCUCGCUCCGUCCACCUCUGUUGUGUUGUCGGGUAAGAUGUCACCCACCUUGCCUGCUGGUGGCGGUCACAGGGCCUGGCUAGUGUUUUGUAGCCUCGCCUCUGUCACAGUGUGGCCCAGGGCAGCUGUGGCUAGUGGCUACUAUCCAGUAACCAGUGUGUAAAUGACUGAAUGUAGUGUAAAAGCGUAAUAGGAUCUUCUGAAAUUGAUAAAGCACUAUACAAGUUCACCUUUGUACAAUAGAAUGAGAGUUGCAUUCUACUGAACUCUCAGAGAAUUCUUUCAGGCUGUAGCUGAAACUUACCACUGAAUGCAUAGUUUGUCUCUCUUCUCACUGGUGGCAAAACUCCACACCACCAAGUCAGAGGAAUGCAGUGCUUACCCAAGCUUUAUUUUAUCCUUAAGUCAUGAAUCAAUCACAAGGGUUGUGUUUGAAUGUGUAAACCAGGGGUGCCCAAUACGUAGACUGCAAUCAACCUGAAUUUAUUUUUUUCACAGACACAUCCUGAUGGAGAACUGGAUGUAGGAAUAAAGUUUCUCAGGUAAUGAGCAAAAAUGUUAAUAUAGCAAAAAAUAUAUAUUUUUAUGUGUAGCUAUGAAUUGAUGCAACUGAAGAAAUUAUUUUCAAAAUUGAUACAAAAGGAUGCCCGCCAGAGCUCAGGGCCAUGACCAUCACAGCCUUGUUGUCCGACUCUUAUAGGGUGAGGCUUACACAGCAGCGGUUUGCUUUAUUUAUGCUGAUUUUUUGUAAAGGACAGAUCAAGAAAACCAUCACUCAUACACUCCAAUAAGAGAUAACUUUUGCCUAUAAAUAAGUCAAUAGAGUUUCAUUUACAAUUUUUACAUGUGGUAGUUCUCAGCUUCCUGAUGAGAGAAAAAGUAACUCUUGGUCUCAAAUCACUUGGGCACCCUUCGUGUAAACAGUCAACUCAAAUAAGACGUUCGUUCAUCUAGCUGCUGUUCUUUAUGACCCAUGAAAUAGGCUUUUAUUUCCUUUUUCUCUAUAAGUUCCACUUAUGUCAUCAGGAUAUGAUUUAGGUUUUUGGUCUACAAUUUACUCAUCUAUUCUGGAUGGACUUUAGCAUAAGGGAAUCAUUUAGAUUAAAUACCAGCUGACAUAAACAAUCAGGUUGCUUGAAUUAAACUAGGAUUCAGAUUUAUGACUUGUUGUCCGCUUUGCUCUUCCAAAGAUGAACCUUUACCAUGAGAGAGCAAAACACCUGACUAAGGGUUCAUUGUCUGUACAAGACUGUGAAUCUGCUCCUGUUGAAUAAACCUUUGAUAUGCCAUGAUCAGUCCCAGAAGUGGACCUUCAGAUUUAGUAAUUUUUUUGUCACAAAAGAGAAGGGAUUGCAAUCUGUUGCACCUCUCAAGUGCUGAGUAUCAAUCAGUAGAACAAAGGCUACAAGGGUAAAAUUUUCUUUUUGUAGCUCAGAAAGUGAAAUGCCACAGAUAAAUGCUACAUCCCUUGGAGAGGAGCUGACUUUGAGCCUAUGGUCCCAGAUCAUCUGCAGCUUUAAUAAGGAGCUGUGUUUUUUUUCCAGUUCAUCUUGUGGCUUUGUACUUUAAAACCUCAGUAGUUUGCUGUUUGAAUGCUUGUUAUUUUUGUGAACACUGAUUUGAAUGUGAUUGAAUGUUGUGAUGUGAUUGUGAGAUGUAAAGGAAGUGACCAGGACAAUGAUGUAAUUGCUCCAAAAAAAUAAAAAUAAAGUAUAUCUUUUACUACA
Xiphophorus couchianus (Monterrey platyfish) is the source of this 4965-nucleotide messenger RNA. RefSeq names its product transmembrane O-mannosyltransferase targeting cadherins 1 (gene tmtc1). Lineage: Eukaryota; Metazoa; Chordata; Actinopteri; Cyprinodontiformes; Poeciliidae. The record is from RefSeq and is a predicted model, not a curated record. Gene Ontology annotation, biological process: RNA processing; protein O-linked glycosylation via mannose. The coding region runs from base 145 to 2751 and encodes 868 amino acids. The transcript has 19 exons. Gene Ontology annotation, molecular function: protein binding; mannosyltransferase activity.